Linepithema humile (Argentine ant) is the source of this 3523-nucleotide messenger RNA. It is a transcript of the gene Pak, whose product is annotated as serine/threonine-protein kinase PAK 3-like protein. Gene Ontology annotation, molecular function: protein serine/threonine kinase activity; ATP binding. Gene Ontology annotation, cellular component: cytoplasm. The record is from RefSeq and is a predicted model, not a curated record. Gene Ontology annotation, biological process: protein phosphorylation; regulation of MAPK cascade; regulation of axonogenesis. NCBI's taxonomy places the organism in Eukaryota, Metazoa, Arthropoda, Insecta, Hymenoptera, Formicidae.
ACGGAAGUGGUGGCGAAUCGCGGACCUUCUCGUCGGGGCGCGCGGACGGCGAAAAAUCGGGUUGAUAAAGUGCGGAUCGCGAGGGUGUCCCGUCGUCGGCAUCGUCGAAACGAUCGCAUCGCCACGAGAGUGACGAUCGCGCCGACGACGACGAGGCUGCGGCGACGUUGAUUAAUCUUGCGCGUCCGUGCGCUUCCGUUUAUGCAUGUGCGACAUUAAUCACGGAUGUAGAGCGAGAAGCAGGACAGCCGAGACUUGUAAUCCCCGAGCUAAUUGGCGAAGAACCCCCGGAGAGAUAAUUAUCAAAAGGAUGAGAGGGAGCAAGGAAGAAAACGGGAGAAAGUGAGAGUGAUGCGAAGAAGUUGGAAUUAAGAAAGAAAUCCCAGGCGUGUGCGAGUGAAACGGCAUUUUCGGAACCGAAUUACGCAUAUACAAGAUAAACAAGGUGCAGCUCAGAGCUCUCACGUCACGUCAGGCCAUUUAAAUGUAAUACAAAAUGCUUUUCUAACAUUUGGUAUUAUUCCGCAGAGAAGGAACGAGACUUCAUAUAAUCAAUCAGGGCCGUGACAGAUCUAAAUCCACCACUGGACGCCAUAUAUGCUCCACUCUCGGUUCCCUAUCGUCGUAUGCACCGUCGUUGUACUUUUUCGUCUGUGAGUGUGGGAGUGAGUGCGCGUGCGACAAGGAACGCAAUAAAAGUCGGAGUCGCCGCCGCCGUCGCGACGUUUGUGGGAGCAUAGAAAAGAAAGAGGAAGGGAAAGGAAAGGGAGAAAGAGAGAGAAAGGGCGCACGCGCGAGAGCGAACGGGCGAAUGAGGGAGAAAGGCAGGUAGGGUAGAGAGAAGCAAAGAGAGAGAGUGAGACAGAGCGAGGCGUAAGAUCCGAGGAUGCGGCGGGGUGUCUGCACCCGUGCGUGAAUCACGCUUCAGAAACGCUUUCUCUCUCUCUCCGUCUCGCCGUCGUCGUCCUCGAAUGCGCCCCGUGAUCACCGCGACAUUGACCCGUGUCGUGUGCCGCCACCGGACGCCACCGCUGACGACAGCAAGCAGCAGCAGCCACCCCGAUCGAGGUAACAGCCGUCGGUCAACCAAACGGCGUCUGUUCGGUACCGAUCGCAUUGAGGGAAGCGAAGAUCAAAGGGAGCGACAUCCACGAGGAGCCCUCCGAGCCGCUCCGAUACCGGUUGCCAUGACCCGUUCCGUUCGAGUUCCACAGCCGGUUCCGGGAGUUCUGUGAUGCGGGGUGACCUUGCGACGCGGUGAAAGGACCAGCACCCGUGAGUUUAUCUAUUUCUAUCCGGGUGUGCCUCUCUCCAGGAUUCCAUAGAAUAUUGCUAGGACUGAGAACUCGCCGAGAACAACGCUUCGUCGUCAUCGACAUUGGUGCCGGAGUGUUUCUCUCUUCUAGGUUCUUUUUCGCGCAGUUGAAAGUGAAAGUCGGUGAGAACGACGAGGCGCGAUAUAUACGAGCACAUAGACGAGCGUGUUAACGAGACGCGGGUUCAAUUAAAGGCGUAGAGACGCAGCAACGGAGGAUAGACUGGCAACAAAGGAACAGAAGCGGAUACAACAUGUCAGAUGAGGAAGACAAACCCCCUGCACCCCCUGUUCGAUUGACAUCAAACAGGGGGGAAUCAGCGCCUAAUCUACCGGUGGACAUGCGUCCGCUGCCUAAGGAGCCCGAUUCCGAUGAGCGCAAGAAGAAGACGCUGAAAAGCAAGAUGAAGGUGAAGGAGAACAAGGACAAGCCCAACAUUAGCUAUCCCACGAACUUUGAGCACACCGUGCACGUCGGAUUCGACGCCGUGACUGGCGAAUUCACGGGUAUGCCAGAGGCAUGGGCGAGACUGCUUAUGUCCAGCAACAUCAGCAAGCAGGAGCAGAAGAAGAACCCGCAGGCUGUACUGGACGUAUUAAAUUGGUACGAUAGUAGUAGUAAGGAAGCAAAAGGCUCUAAGUACAUGACCACGACUAAAAUGGUCGGAGUUAUUGCUCCAAUCGAAAGAGCAAGUAGUCCUCGUAGUAUGGGAAUAGGCAUCGGCACGGGAGUGGGAAAUAUUCGCGGCCAGGCGAUGUCUCAGGCGUCCGGCAGCUCUCACUCCCAGCACUCGUUGAGCAGGGUGAGCAGCAGUAGCCCGAGCAGCACGCCGACGGACGCGUGUGCCACCAGCUCGGAGCAGGAGGACGAGCCGCCGCCUCCGCCGAUCUCCGCCCGGCCGGAACGCACGAAAUCGAUCUACACGAAACCUAUAGAAGAGGAACCGCCGCCUCCCCUGACGACCGCGCUCGGCUCGCCACAGCGAAACGGCAUGCAGCAACAGCAACAUCAGUCCCAGUUAGAUAGAAAUAAGAAUCAAGCGACGCCAACGUCCACGACGACCGAUCAGACGCGACCGACGCAAAGUGAUAAAGCCAGAAAGAAGAAGAUGUCGGACGACGAGAUACUAGAGAAGCUUAGAACAAUCGUGAGCGUGGGCGAUCCUAAUAGAAAAUACACGAAAAUGGAGAAGAUAGGGCAAGGUGCUUCGGGGACGGUUUAUACGGCAAUCGAAACGUCCACCGGCAUGGAAGUUGCAAUAAAACAAAUGAAUCUGUCGCAACAACCAAAGAAAGAGCUUAUAAUAAACGAGAUUCUGGUAAUGCGGGAGAACAAGCAUCCGAACGUUGUAAAUUACUUGGAUAGUUAUUUAGUUGGGGAAGAACUCUGGGUAGUCAUGGAAUAUUUGCCAGGUGGCAGUCUGACGGAUGUUGUGACUGAGACUUGUAUGGACGAAGGUCAAAUCGCUGCGGUGUGCAGGGAAGUGCUGCAGGCGCUCGAGUUCCUUCAUUGUAAUCAGGUUAUACACAGGGACAUUAAGUCGGACAAUAUUCUGUUGGGUCUUGACGGUGGAGUGAAGCUGACGGAUUUCGGAUUCUGUGCACAAAUUUCGCCGGAGCAGAGCAAGCGGACGACGAUGGUCGGCACGCCGUAUUGGAUGGCACCGGAAGUGGUGACGCGAAAGCAGUACGGACCUAAGGUUGAUAUAUGGUCGUUGGGAAUAAUGGCGAUCGAAAUGAUCGAAGGCGAGCCGCCGUAUCUGAAUGAGAAUCCACUGCGGGCGUUGUAUUUGAUCGCGACGAACGGUAAGCCGGAAAUCAAGGAGAAGGACAAGCUGUCAGGUAUAUUUCAAGACUUCUUAGACCAGUGUUUAGAGGUUGAAGUGGAGAAACGGUCCGCGGCUUCCGAGCUAUUAAAGCAUCCUUUUCUGAAAUUAGCCAGGCCACUGGCUUCGUUAACACCUUUGAUAAUGGCGGCAAAGGAAGCUGCUAAAGGUCAUUAAGAGGCGGUAGCGUGUUUAGAUUGUAGGCGUAAUAAGACAUGACGGUAAGACGUAAUGGUUAUGCGAGCGAUGCGAGAAAGAAAAGUAAGGAAAGAAUAAUGAAUCACCCUCCCAAAACGGAAACGGCACAAUAAUUCAAUAAUAUAUAAUAAAUAAUGAAUAUAAACGUAUAUAUAUAUAAAUGAAUAAAUACACAUAUUAUAUA